Siniperca chuatsi (mandarin fish) is the source of this 2443-nucleotide messenger RNA. Its product is annotated as hematopoietic progenitor cell antigen CD34. Gene Ontology annotation, biological process: cell adhesion. Gene Ontology annotation, cellular component: membrane. The transcript is spliced from 8 exons. The coding region runs from base 131 to 1177 and encodes 348 amino acids. Lineage: Eukaryota; Metazoa; Chordata; Actinopteri; Centrarchiformes; Sinipercidae. The record is from RefSeq and is a predicted model, not a curated record.
UGGUGCUUUAUCCACCCUGUCCCGCUCUGGGUAAGAGGAAACCCUAAAGUGCUCUGGCUCAACAAGCUUUACCCUUUUCUUUCUGUCUUUUCACUCACACCCAUCAGACGUGUGCACAUUCAGGACGAGAAUGGCAGCAUCAUCUGCACAGAGAACAAACGGGCCCUGCAAAAUGAUGGCUUUUGCUUUGCUUCUUAUCAUCUCAAUCCUAAAUGCAAGAGUCACAGCACAGGACGAGAAAGUUGAUGCAGCAACGGUGCCAACUCUGAAAGCAGGGGCAAACGUACGAGGAGACAUGAUUCCACUGACACCUGAAGCCCCUGAACCAAACAAUCCAGAAGGCCAAAUCUUGGUUUUACCUACAAUGCCAUUUCUAGAGCUGACUGAACAGACUACAGCAGCAACAGCUACAGAAGAGGCAGAAGACAAUGAAGACAGCAGCCCUGCAGCUCCAGAGGAGGUAGCUGACAGGGCAACUCAGUUCACAGUUGAGGUACAUACUGAUGUACCCAAAAAAGAGACCCCAGCACCUAUGCCUGCCAGAGGCGAUGGCCCCAACAACAUACCACAGCCGGUGCCACAGGAUGAUGUCAUCUGUGUCAGCAAAGAGGCGGUCCAGAACAAAAAUGCUGUCAAUCUAAAACUCAAGGCCUCCUCCAACUGUAAAGACACCAAGGUGAAGAUUGAAAGUGUUCUGCAGGAACUGUGUGGUGAAGACUGUAAGCUAGAGAUCUUCCAGGAGGACAACUCGGAUGAAAUCCUUGUAUCUGGAAAGUAUGUUGAAGCUGAUGUUGCAGGCAUGGCUAACAAGUUCAACAACGACAACAUCAAAGAUAAGACUGAUGUGGAGGAGGCUCUUCCUCGCUGGGGGAAGAACUCUAAGUUGGUACUGGUUUCCUUGCUGCUGACUGGCCUGUUGCUGGCUGCACUGCUGGUAGCUGGUUAUUUCCUCAAGACCCACCGCAAGAACUCCAAAGGAGUCAGACUGGCUGAAUCUUUCCAGGUGGAUGAGGAGAACCAGGCCAAUACCCUGGUGUCUGUGGCUCCCCUGCCCCAGGAGCCCCUCGACAAGCCGACUGUCAAUGGCGAGUCUCCACCAGAAAAUGGGACCAACCCCGCCCCCACCACUAACGGACACUCUGCCACCCAGACCCCAGUGGCUGACACGGAGAUGUGAAUCAUGACAACCCUGACCUCCUGUUCUACCCAUCACCCACUGGGACACACUACCUACAAGCCCCUCUGCUGCUUCAGAGACUGUCCACACACUGGGACAAAUUCGACAUGAAUCCACCAAAUACACUCACCCCCCUUCUUCCUCUCCUCAACCUGCACCUCUCGGAACGAUGAUGACAACAACAACGAUGAAGCUCAUGACAAUAAUGACAAUGCCUGUAAUGUGAAAGUUUUGGGAUCACUGGCUUUUGCUUGUGUCACGAGGAGGCUGCAUAUGCUAUGUUUGGGAUUGAGAUUGCUCAGCAGGGCACUGGCUGGGAUUUGUUAGCUGCCCUGACUUCAGUCUAGUUGUAAAAGUCAUUGUAGAAUCGCCAAAUAAUGCCAUAUAUUGUUGAUCCCUGAUGAAGAAGCAGAGAAUUCUCUAGUAUUUGAAUCCACAAUUGUGUAAUGAAACCAAUGAAGCCAGGCAGUUAAAAGGAGAUCCGUUUUUUGUACUGUUGUAAAAAGGACUGACGCUCACUGCUUGAUUGUUUUUUUUUUCUAUAAGAUUCAGGAAAUGUUUGUUUUUGUUGCCUCUCUAUUUGCCUUAAUCUCGUUAAGACCUAUACAGUGUGAGACGAGCAAAAAAGAAGUGAAUGAAAGAGAUUCAUCAAGUUUGAAUUUACUGAAAGUUGGUUAUAUUUUCUCACUGAUUUGUAACAAAAAAACUGCCAUGUUUGCAAAACUUCCUUGUUAUUGUUAACAUUCUUCAUAGAAACCAAAGAGCAGUUGACAUAGAAUUAGCAACAUACAAAAUAGUUAAGAUAGCAAGCAACAAGCAUGUUCUUUGGUUUUACUGAGGAAUGAAAUAAUUCUAACAAGCUAUUCAUAACAUGGAAACGUCAGCUGAAAACUAUUAGUAUUUGCCUCAACGCUUUAGACUGAUAAGCAUAAUGAACAACUAAACCUUGAUAACUACUAACCUUUGGUCAAAGUUGAACUGGGAUAGGCUGAAAAGUACAUUUCUAUUUUGUGGUUGCGUGGUGAUUUUCAUCAUGACAGUGUACAGUUGUUGUUUUUUUAAUCAAAUACAACAUACAGCAGGUUCAGCAUUCCCAAAUCUGCUUUUUUCUCCGUGUUGCUAUAAACCAUUUUUUACACCACAUUUUUUAGCUUUUCUUUUGAACUGGCUGCUUUCAUAAUGUGCGACAUGUGUAAAUAAGCCUGCUUUCUCUCUCUCUCCUAGUAGUACCUGUGCCUGACUCAUAAACUGUGAUUGUUGCCAAUA